Molecule: messenger RNA, 1167 nt
Organism: Paraglomus occultum
Lineage: Eukaryota; Fungi; Glomeromycota; Glomeromycetes; Paraglomerales; Paraglomeraceae
Source: the annotation of a GenBank genome assembly
GUUCGAGUACCAGUAGAUAACCUGCUCAACAGGUAUUCGAACAUUGACGAGAAUAACAACUUUACAAGUUCCAUUACUAGUCGCAGAGGACGAUUCUUGAAAGUGGCAGAUCAGCUUCUUUCUGGAAGGCUUGCAAUUGCGUCAAUGUGUCUUGGGGGAACAAAAGCUUGUCUUUCUAUUGCCUUUCGCUAUGCAAAUUCUCGUCUUUGUGUUGGUCCUAAUGGCAAAAGCGAUACGGCUAUAUUGGCAUACCAACUUCAACAGAGGGCUCUGUUACCUUUAUUAGCCACAACGACUGUGCUAAAUAUCGGUUUGAACUAUUGCAAAACGAGAUGGGCAAAACAGACGGGAAAAGAUGUCAAAGACAUUGUACGUCUUUGCUGUGUUAUCAAACCUCUCGUAACUUGGAAUUUUGAAAGGACUGGCGCCACGUGCAGGGAGCGUUGUGGCGGGCAAGGGUAUCUUAGUGUUAAUAGAUUUGCUGGUUUUAUCGGAUUGGCUCAUUCUGGCAUGACGGCAGAGGGAGACAAUUCAGUUUUAAUGCAGAAGGUAUCAAAGGAAUUAUUGGCAGAUGUCAAAUCUGGCCUCGUGAAGCUACCCGACGUACCAGAUGCUGCUGCUGCUUUAACGUGGGAUCUGAGUAAGCUAGAGAAUUUGAUGAAACUGUUUAUAUUGAGAGAGAGAGGCCUAUUGCAAGAGCUCGAUAACAAUAUGUCAACGAAAAUGAAUGCGGGUGCUGCUCUCUUUGAUGUUUGGAUGCGACAAGAGUCUGAUAUUAUUCAAGCACUUGCUAAGGCACAUGGUGGAAGGAUUGUUCUUGAGCAAACCCUAAUUGCCAUUAACAAAUUACAAGGACGUUCUAGGGAGUUGCUGCAUCAGUUAGCUUGUUUGUACGCAUUGACCCAAAUUGAAGCCAAUCUCUCUUGGUAUAUGGUCAACGAUCUUAUAACAAAAGACUCAGCCAGAGAUGUUCCACCAUUAAUCAGAACUGUAGUGGCCACGUUGGCUCCGCACAGUAUUGCCUUAGUAGAUGCUUUGGGUGUUGAUCCUCGAGUGCUGUAUGCUCCCAUUGCUAAUGUAAACUCGUCCAGCACAUGGGAGAAAUUCAAUGAGAGAGAUAACAAAGGUGAAUUGACUGAAUUAAGGACCGGAAUGAGCAGGCUGUAA